CAAAAGCCGGAUUCCCUCCCCAAGCAUGAUUUAUGCUUCCAUUCAUAGAAACCGACAUCUGGAUUUACAGAGCUCUCUACCCUCCACCAUUUCUACAUACUCUGGUCUAGAACUCGUUUAUUCCUUUCUUCACAUCUUCAAACCAAAUCAAAUAUUCAAAUCCAGCAAAGUAUAUAUUUUUAUUUAAUUUUUAUAUUUUUUUGGAGCUUGAUCCGAAUUGAUUUAGUUUCAAAUGGAAGAAAGCGCGUUACCGUUCACCUGCCUUCCCGUGCAUUUAUGCUUUCUAGAACGUGCGGAGAAGUCAUUAAAAAACCUCGCAGCAAAGUAAAUCAUCUUUUUGAUAGCAUUAGUAUAAUUUUCUAUUCUCGGAAAGCCUACUACUGAUCUGCUAUCGAUUCGGCGGUGGCGUGAGGAAGUGAUGGCUGGAGAAUCGUUCAUAUACAGCUUUGUGGCUCGGGGAACUAUGGUUCUGGCGGAGUACACAGAGUUCACCGGGAACUUCCCGGCGAUUGCCGAUCGCUGCCUGCAGAAGCUUCCAUCAACUAACAACAAGUUCACUUAUAACUGUGAUCACCACACUUUUAACUUCCUAGUUGAAGAUGGUUAUGCUUAUUGUGUUGUGGCCAAAGAUUCAGUUGGAAAGCAAAUUUCGAUUGCCUUUUUGGAACGUUUAAAAGCAGACUUUAAGAAAAGAUAUGGUGGUGGUAAAGCAGAUACGGCUGUUGCGAAGAGUUUGAAUAAAGAAUUUGGACCAUGUAUGAAGGAGCACAUGAAGCACAUAAUUGACCAUGCUGACGAAAUUGAGAAACUACUAAAGGUUAAGGCUCAAGUCUCUGAAGUCAAAAGCAUUAUGCUCGAAAACAUAGACAAGGCUAUUGAAAGAGGAGAAAAUUUGACAACUCUUACCAACAAGGCAGAAGAUCUACAAAAUUCGGCCAAACAAUUCAAGAAACAGGGGACUGAAAUCCGUCGCAAGAUGUGGUAUCAGAACAUGAAAGUAAAGCUGGUUGUGCUAGGAAUUCUCGUCUUUUUGGUGCUUGUAAUCUGGCUUUCUGUUUGUCAUGGCUUCAACUGCGCCAACUAGCAUAGUCAUUCUCGCGCAACUAGGCAUACCUGAUUCACUUCUAGUCUUCCAAACAAGACAUUGAGAAGCACUUCAUGCUUGCAGAACAUUACAAUGAAGCUGUGGGGUUUCUUUUUCUUUUCUUAUAUUGUUCAUUCUAUAUUCUUGCCCCAAAAGAAGGAAAUGGUCAGUAGGAGGGCGGGCGGGCAGGAGGCUUGUUGUGCUGCAAUUGCAUAUUCUUUAGGUUAGAUGAGAUGUAAACAUUCUUUAGAUUGAAAUAUAGCGGAAAGGAUGAUUUUUGCAAUAGAAUGAGCUACUACUAUUCAAUUUGUAUACAUUCAUUCCAAUAAUCAACCGAUCACUCGAAAAUAACUAUGUUACCGUAACAGAGCUUUUCGCAAACAGGUUGGCAAAAGAUGUUCGUUUACGGAAUUACGUAUCAGCUAUGUUUUUAUUUUCAAACAUUG
Molecule: messenger RNA, 1530 nt
Organism: Cuscuta epithymum
Lineage: Eukaryota; Viridiplantae; Streptophyta; Magnoliopsida; Solanales; Convolvulaceae
Source: the annotation of a GenBank genome assembly